Molecule: messenger RNA, 1121 nt
Organism: Carica papaya (papaya)
Lineage: Eukaryota; Viridiplantae; Streptophyta; Magnoliopsida; Brassicales; Caricaceae
Product: auxin-induced protein AUX28-like
Biological process (GO): regulation of DNA-templated transcription
Cellular component (GO): nucleus
Source: RefSeq, a predicted model, not a curated record
AAACUCAAAAGACUCUUCCCCUCAUCAUCUCUUCCAUUUUUCUCUUUGUUUACCUCAAACUCUAAAGACGACAGUCAGUUCACCAUAGCCAUAAACCUCUCAAACAAACCCAAAAAAAACAAAACACAGAAAAAGAGAAAGAAAGAAAGAAAGAAUAGGUUGAAGAAGAUCAUGGCAUUUGAAGAGACAGAGCUGAGACUUGGUCUGCCAGGGAAUACAGUAGCAGUUGCUGCUGGUGGUGACCAGAACAUUAAUGGCGGAAUAGAAGGAAGUGGAAGGAAGAGAGGAUACUCGGAGACAUUACAGGUGGAUUUGAAGCUCAAUCUUUCUUCCAAGGAAAUAUCUCAAAAAGACAAAACUCUUCCGCCAUCUUCAACUACUGAUCCACUACCUAAGCCUCCUCCUAAGGCACAAAUUGUCGGUUGGCCGCCAGUUCGAUCGUUCAGAAAGAACAUGUUGGCGGUGCAGAAGCCGAGUUCGGAGGAGGUGAACGAGAAGAUCUGCGGUGGGUUAGUGAAGGUGAGCAUGGACGGAGCACCUUACCUCCGGAAAGUGGACCUCAGGAUGUACCAAACUUACCAGCAACUCUCUGAUGCUCUUGCCAAAAUGUUUAGCUCCUUCACCACUAUUGGAAACUGUGGAUCCCAAGGACUGAAAGAUUUCAUGAACGAGAGCAAACUUAUGGAUCUGUUGAAUGGAUCUGACUAUGUUCCUACUUAUGAAGACAAGGAUGGUGACUGGAUGCUUGUUGGAGAUGUUCCAUGGGAGAUGUUUGUUGAAUCAUGCAAACGCCUGCGCGUCAUGAAAGGCACUGACGCCAUUGGACUUGCUCCACGAGCGGUGGAGAAAUGCAAGAAGAGAAGCUAAAUGGGAGAGACGAACGUGUGGUAGCAUGCAGCAAUUAGCAGCCUGCUCCUUCGAUCAUGGUGCCUUUCCAGACUCUACAUGAACUAGGGCUAAAAUGGCACAGAUGGAUUGAGCAGGAUGUUACAGUAUGCAUAUAUAUUCUGUUUGAUGUAUCAAUGUGGUCUCACAUAUAAACAUAUGCGUUAAAACUCUUUUCUAGUUUUUAAGUAUUUAUUACUACGAACAGGAGAGUGCAGUAAUAAACUAAGUUUAAA